Messenger RNA from Culicoides brevitarsis, 962 nucleotides. Its product is annotated as probable 18S rRNA (guanine-N(7))-methyltransferase. The record is from RefSeq and is a predicted model, not a curated record. The transcript has a single exon. Gene Ontology annotation, molecular function: rRNA (guanine) methyltransferase activity. The coding region runs from base 84 to 917 and encodes 277 amino acids. NCBI's taxonomy places the organism in Eukaryota, Metazoa, Arthropoda, Insecta, Diptera, Ceratopogonidae. Gene Ontology annotation, cellular component: nucleolus. Gene Ontology annotation, biological process: rRNA (guanine-N7)-methylation.
UAAACAUAAACAAAUCCACAUGCGUUUCUUUCAUCGCAUAGAAAAAAAAUCAUUGAACCUCGAUUUUAAAUAAAUUUCUCAACAUGGCACGUCGUCCCGAACAUACAGCUCCGCCGGAGAUCUUCUACAACGAAGAAGAAGCCCGCAAAUAUACCGGAAAUUCUCGCAUCAUCGAAAUCCAGGUGCAAAUGUGUGAACGAGCGAUCGAGUUACUCGCCCUACCUGACGACCAAACAAAAUUUAUUCUCGAUAUUGGUUGCGGAUCCGGUCUCUCAGGCAGCGUUUUGGAGGAUCAGGACCACAUUUGGGUCGGAAUCGAUAUUUCCAAGUCGAUGUUGGAUGUUGCGGUCGAACGUGAAGUCGAAGGCGACUUAAUUCUCGGCGACAUGGGUCAAGGACUGCCCUUCAAAGCGGGUUCCUUUGAUGGCGCCGUCAGCAUUUCGGCUCUUCAGUGGUUGUGUAAUGCCGACAAGGCGAGUCACAUCCCCGCCAAACGUUUGACGCAAUUUUUCACGACUCUUUAUGCGUGUUUGUCGCGUGGCGCGAGAGCCGUCUUCCAAUUUUACCCGGAAAAUAAUCAGCAAUUGGAGCUGAUUCAAAAACACGCGAUGAAAGCGGGAUUUUAUGGAGGUGUCGUGAUAGAUUUUCCGAAUUCGACACGAGCGAAAAAGUAUUUUUUGGUUCUGAUGACGGGCGGCGUGGCGCAAUUACCGAAAGCGCUGGGCGACGAGGACGAAGAAAAGAAUCAAGUCGCUUAUUCGAAGGCAAAACGUGAAUUUGUUCGAGGGGCACGUGGCAAAGGAGUGAAAAAAGGCAAGGACUGGAUCAUGCAGAAGAAGGAAAAACGAAGGAAACUCGGCGCCGAUGUUCGCGAAGACUCCAAAUACACGGGACGCAAGCGAAGUGGGCGAUUUUAGGCACUUAUCUCUUUAAUUUAAUUACUUUGAAAUACAUUUCUUAAU